Messenger RNA from Dendronephthya gigantea, 1419 nucleotides. Its product is annotated as fibronectin type 3 and ankyrin repeat domains protein 1-like. Gene Ontology annotation, cellular component: nucleus. The transcript has 7 exons. NCBI's taxonomy places the organism in Eukaryota, Metazoa, Cnidaria, Anthozoa, Malacalcyonacea, Nephtheidae. Gene Ontology annotation, molecular function: protein binding. Gene Ontology annotation, biological process: regulation of apoptotic process. The record is from RefSeq and is a predicted model, not a curated record. Bases 227 to 1348 code for a protein of 373 amino acids.
GCGUGAACUGCAAAAUUUGAAUAUCUUUGCGAAAAAAAUUCAAACAAAAUAAUCUCCACUAAUUGUUUUCUUGUGCAAUUGUUGACAAAAAAAAGCAAACAAGUCACGCAAAGCGCUAACGCUUUCGUAUUAAAGGUUUACUUAUUUAUAACAUGAAAAUUAUCAGCUGAAGUUCGACCUCGGAGUUCAACACGAUAAAGGAACAUAUCGAUUUGUCCGUGUCAGCAUGGCUGAGAUCCCUCGGCCGGAUCCUCCUGUGGUUGGCAAAGUCACCCACAACAGUAUAGAGCUGUAUUGGGAUGUUAACGAGACUGACGAGGAGAAGCCGACCAAUGGGAAGAUUCGUUACUGCAUGCAAGAGGAAGAGAUCAGAAUGAAAGAUACGGGUUUUGGAAAUGUUUACAGCGGUUACGCCAGAAAUCAUGUGUUUGAAGGUCUCGAACCUCAGACCCAAUAUAGGUACAGGUUACGAAGAAGCAACGCUCUGGGGGAUAGUCCUUGGAGUGUCAUCAUUACAGUUAACACAACACGCAAACCAAAAACAAGUGAGGAUCUCAUCAAGGCAGUCAAUCACAAAGACUUAGCUAAAGUAGAUGCCAUAUUACAAGAACUUAACCAAAUGGCAGUGGACUCUCCAGACAAAUAUGGCUUGUCACCAUUAAUGAUAGCAGCCCAGCAAGGAUCUCUUGAAAUAGUGGAGAAACUACUGAGUUACGGAGCUGAUGGAAGAUUUCAGAACAGCAGUGGCAAGGAUUCCUUGAUGCUUGCUUGUUUUGCUGGUCAACUGCAGGUGGCCAAAAUGUUGGUUCAACACGGAGCAACCUUGGAAAACCAAGAUCAUUCUGGUUCGACAGCACUUCACUGGGCCGUCGAUGGUGGCAACAUUGAGGUCGUGCGUUGGCUCAUUAAUAAAGGAUGUCAGGUCGACGUUAAAGAUUACACUACAGGAUGGACGCCCCUGAUGAGGCUUGCAAUGCUGCGAGGAAAUAUUCACAUAGCACGUUUGUUGAUUCACCACGGGGCGAAUAUAUCCAGCAUGGAUAAAGACGGCAAAUCAGUGCUUAUGAUGGCCGCUCUAAACGGUGACCUGGACCUAGUGAAAUUACUGAUAUACAAAGGUGCUGAUUUCACCUUGCGCAGCGUUCAUGGUAAAACUGCUCUCGAUUUUGCGCGUGCGUUUGAUCGAGAGCAAGUGUUGGAGUAUUUGGACGAGUUAUGGCAGGAUUACAAGGAGAAGGAGAGACGGAAACAGGCGAAUAACUGGCAGAACGAUGAGAAAUAUGCAGAGACAGUGAACCUGCUUAAGACUGCAAGAAGCAUGGCUAGUGCAGUCGAUGUCACUGAAUGAAAUACUGUUUCGCGAAUUUUUGUAAAAUUUGUACAUUUAUACUAAAAGAAAAUAUACAGUUUGAUCCUAGA